ACAAACACAUGACGUUUCUUCUCUCGUCGUUCAACAAACCUCGAUUUUACUUCUUUUCGUUUCAAGAUUGUUCCAUGCAAAUAAUUUUGUUUCCAAUUUCUAGAGACUAGUUCAGUUAUUCUAGAGGAAUUGUAUAAAUAUAGAAGAAUUACUACAGGCUAGUGAAAUAUAACCUGCAUGAAGUGUUAUCAGAAGCGGCUAGUGAGACUCGAAUUUGUUGUGUUAUCAAACAAUAAAUUUACUGUUUGUUGUUGGUUACGAUGACAAUAAUAAUUGGUCCCACUUAGAUUGGUGUAACUGUGUGCCUACGUUGACUAUUUAAAGUGACUGAGAUGGAUAGAGUCGGAGGAGAAUUCAACGAUAUGGGUCGCAGAGCCGGGGAGUUCGCGCGGCGCCUCAACCGGAUCACGGAUGGGCCCAUGACAAGGAAAAAAUUGGUUAUAUUAGUCCUAUUUUGCAUCUUCUUCAUUCUAUAUCUAGGCCCCGGCUUAUUGAACUGGUUUUUCGGCUCCGAAAGUGAUGCUAGCCAUCAAAAUGUAUGUCAAAGAAACUUCCUAAACCCUUUCAAAGAUGCUCUGAAUGACUACGACGCCUACUUGAGGCAGGAGACGACGGCCACAAUGUCGACGCUCAGCCACAACUAUGUGCCUUAUGUUGGAAAUGGAUACAUUGGCCUUGCCUUGGAGCAUGACUCACAUCUCAACAUCAAACAUGGGCGGACCUUAUCUCUGCCUGUGUACUACCAUCCACUUUACAUUAUUGAUGACUAUGAAAUGAAAGAAUUCACUGUAGCCGAGUACAAAAGAGGCAUAAUACACAGAUUCCAAUGCAGCAACACAGGCUUGCACAUUACAUACCAGUACUACACUCACAGGACUAUACCAUCCUUGUUUGUUCAAGAGAUUCUCGUCAACAACCCAACCAAUGCUGGUAAAACUUUGCGAUUGACUACCCCCAGAGUCUCGGACUGGCCAACUUCAGUGAAACAGACGGUGAAGUUGCACCAAGGGGUAGAUACGAAGGAAUAUGAAGUUGUAACAGGAAUGAUAACAAUACCGGACAGUGAUAAUGUGAUUGCUGUCGCGGUUGUAUCAAGGAAAAUGGGGAACAGUAUUCAAGUUGAUGGCCGUGAUGCUUUAGAUAUUUUGAUAUUCACAACAGUUCAAUACAGCAAUCCUAUAAAGAAAGCAGACUAUGCAAAACAAAAAGAUAUUGUGGAAAAGAAGGCAAUUGAUGAGAUGGAAAAGGUCAUAGCAUUAACAACAGAUACAGCUGCUGUCAGAAAACUAAAAGAAAAUCAUGCCAGGGUAUGGCAAAAUCUCUGGUACACAGGCUUUUAUAUUUCAGAUUCAAAAGCUGAAGGUAUCAUCAAUGGAGACAGGAUAAAUGCUACGAUAUAUGCGAUUCUGUCUCAAGUCCGAAGCUUAGAACACGAAGAACAUAUUAAAUCACAGACCAGAUCAGAUAUUCUCAGGACACUGACUUAUGCUGAAGGGUGUUACGGAGGGCACUCAACACUAGAUGCAUUAAAUCUCUGGAAACUUUUGAAUUCCUUAGCUAAUCUAAAUGCUGUUGCAAGUGUAUGGCUACUGACUUUAGAAAAGCAUGGCUGUUAUAAACUCAUGAAUGCAGGCGCUAGUGGUGUCAACCAAGCGAUGAUUUUAAGUUUUGGCAGUUUACGUUUCAGCAAUCAACAUCUAGAAUACAACAUACACCCAUCCAAACUGCACAGAGACUUCCUUUUCCGCCGCCUUAACUAUGGCAAUAUGACUCACGUGAAUAUCAGUGUUAUUGUGCAGGAAGAUAACAAAGCUGCUAUCUUUGUGGCUCUGGAUCGCUCAGAUAAAACGUACUACGCCUGUGAUGCUGGCUGCUUAGACUCGCCAGUGCAACUUGGGCCUUACAGAAAAUAUUUCCCUGUAAAAUUAACUGAACCCCUCACAGCUAUAUUGUAUGUCACAGCUGACAAACAGCACAUGGAAGAAUUGAGGCAUACCAUUCACGUGAGAGAAGUAGUUGAGGCCCCAGCGCAUGAACACCAUGUCAUAGCCAUGCACAAACAUGGCCACAGCUUAGGUGGUCUCAAUCCAUUAUUCUGGAUAUCCAUUUUAGUUCUAAUUGUCGUCUUCCAUUUGUUCCUAUGCAGAAUAAUCAUGAACGAAUUCUGCGACAGCGGAGUGAACUAUAGAAGGCUGUAUAAUAAGCCCUGAAGUGUUUCUGUCCAUUGCCUUAUAUUUGCUUAGUUCGAUGGUUGCACCAUCAAAGUCCCUGACGCUUGACUGAUUGCAUAGGUUCUUCUUGCUAGUGACGUAAGGUCGCUGUUAUGAUUGUCAAUAGUGUGCAGCAAUAAUGUUGAAAAUGUCGUACAAAAGAUUAAACUGUAUUGGAUUGCAUUUUUAAUUAAGAUUGUGUUAUGGAGAGAUUUGAUAAUGUUGUAAAUAAUUUGAUAAAUCACACAAAUGUCUGUUAACGAUUUUGCUAAUUCACUUGAUCUCUACUAGUAUAUUUAUCGCUCUUGGCUACAGCUAUACAUAGUUCAUAGCCAAUCAUGUGUUUAUUAUGUCCCUCAUUUAAAUGCGUAACAUGAAUUAUUUUUAAAAUAACUUGAACACAUCACUAUUAUUUAUAGCAUUGAUGAUGUUUUGUCCUUUGUUAAUAACUGUUCUUUAAUAGUUGAAUGAUGUUAAAGAUUUAUCAUGCAAACUGUGGGCAGUAGUAUUUAUUUUAUGAAAAUAAGCAGCAAAGUUUAAACGAAUAUUAGUACUGCUUUAUAUGAACUAUCAGCUUUUAAAGUAUGUUGCAGAAAAACUAUGUAAAAUAAAAAAUUCAGUAUUUGAUUGAGUCGAUGCAUAUAAUUUAUUUAAACAUACCUAGCUGUAUGACUUUGUAAUAUUUAAUAAUUUAGCUAAGGGAAGUUGUCCCUCACUAUGUUAGAAUGUACAUAAUAUGACUUGUAAUAGAUAUGUAUAUUGUUAUAAGAUUGUGGUAUAUAUUUUUGAAAGAUUAAACUCACGGUUAUGUUAAA
This is a messenger RNA of Ostrinia nubilalis (European corn borer), 3025 nucleotides long. RefSeq lists its product as uncharacterized. NCBI's taxonomy places the organism in Eukaryota, Metazoa, Arthropoda, Insecta, Lepidoptera, Crambidae. The transcript has a single exon. The record is from RefSeq and is a predicted model, not a curated record. The coding region runs from base 333 to 2210 and encodes 625 amino acids.